Paecilomyces variotii is the source of this 897-nucleotide messenger RNA. RefSeq lists its product as hypothetical. Bases 80 to 703 code for a protein of 207 amino acids. The transcript is spliced from 2 exons. The record is from RefSeq and is a predicted model, not a curated record. NCBI's taxonomy places the organism in Eukaryota, Fungi, Ascomycota, Eurotiomycetes, Eurotiales, Thermoascaceae.
GGUAUUCAAUUCACGCUCUGGAUGGCUGGAAAAAACUGUAAGCAAGGAAGCGGGGACUCACUGGGAAUUGCUCCGCAUUAUGACCAAAAUUCACCAAGAACCAGAAUCUCCAGUGUCCGGCGGGUGGAACAGUCACUCUGCAAAUGGUAGUCCUUCUCACGAUAAUUUCGACUUAGAGGAAGUCACCUCGCAAGAUCCGGGAUAUGAUGGGGAUGUUGAGGUGGUAAAACCAUAUGCCAUUGAAGAACCAGACGAUCCCAUUACGCCGGAGACCGCAUUGUCGGAGACACCCAAACUACGAAGCUUUGCAGCGCAUACACAAGACGACCUUGUCGAUUCUCUGCGCAAUCUUGACUGCAACUCAGACAGUGCAGAUAGCCGCCCGCGGAAAUCUACAAAGAGAGGCAGAAAAAGGAAGCCCGGACCUUCAGAGGCGUAUACAUAUUACCCUUACCAAACAGAAUCGCCCUCUGCAUUUACAGAGACACACGACAGCAAAGCUGAUGGGGGUAUUCUCACCCCCAAGCGAUUGCGGAGGAGGAGUAGACGGUUCAAGGAAGACAUAAACAUAGCACCAAUUGCUAGCAGUUCGCCUAUCAGCAGCGACAGCCGACCUUCUACGCCGUUAACAUUUUCCACGACAGCAAAUGGAACGGAAUCGAAAAGAGACGCGGAGUCGGACGACAAAAUGGACGUGGAUUGAUUACUACUUCCUACGGGAUGCAAAAGCAUUAACGGUUCCAGUCAUACAGGUCUGCUUCUCGGCAAACUUCCGAUCAAAUGACAAUCAUCUAUCCUCAUGUCGAUGCUGGAUAGGUGUCCUGUUGACUGUUGUCGCAAUCCCGUAUCCACGUGAUGCUCCUCGUAAUCUUAUCACGUGGUAAGAAUCGAGCGGAU